This is a messenger RNA of Schistosoma guineensis, 1055 nucleotides long. The record is from the annotation of a GenBank genome assembly. Lineage: Eukaryota; Metazoa; Platyhelminthes; Trematoda; Strigeidida; Schistosomatidae.
AGUGUACACUUUGGCUCUGUUGUUGCUUUGUAAUUUGACCUGUGAUCCCAACAACUGUAGUAAAGCUCAACGAAAUGUCAAGUCACAGUGCUUCAUGCUCAAGUGACAUUUCAGUCGACGUAACCGAUGCCUUUCGAAGUAUCAUAUGAUACUGAAUAAGCGUUUCGUGUUGUGGGAUGAUUUUGAUAUCGCCUUAAAAGAGUUCCAAGAAGUAUGGAAUUAUAAUUUUAUCGCUUCUCAGACUACUUAUACUCGUUACAUCCACACAGAAAGCAGAUUGCUGAAGGAUGUCAGGUUCAAAUACCUGUUUGUAUCGUUUAAUUGUACGUUUGGUCAUAGACGGAAAUCGGAAGAUUUGAAAGUCUAAAUUCCGUGUAAGACUUGAGGAGCAAGGAUAUGUCAUCAAAUCCUACAACAUGCUCCACAAUCAUCCAUGUAGUAGUUCAUGGAUGGUAUUUGAUCCAUGGACAAGGAGAUUAUCGUCAGAAGAAAAGGAGAACUUGAAGCCCGUAAUACUUCACUGUGAGUCAGCAGAUGAAGUUAUCGAAAAUAUUAAGGAGAGAACUGGUAAGCAAGUAACUGCUGCCGAUGUCAAAGGUAUGAAAGCUGCACUCUCCACUGGUUGUUUUACUCGGAAGCAGGUAAUGGAUAUGCUUAGACAGAAAGGUGAAGUGAAGGAACAUUUAGAAAAUGGAUAUGCCACUAGAAUAUGUGUCAAUAUCCCUGCCGUCACAUGCUACUUGCCUACGUUAAAAGACGAAAUCUUACAGCUCAUCAACUUCUUAGGUAUUGUAGCAGAUGGAAGUUACAUAAUACCCAGAACUUCCAAAAUAAUACAUUAACUGCAUUACCACGACGGAGUGAAGUGUAUAUAAGUAUUCAACGAAGCCAAAGAAUCCAUAAGCAUCGCAUCAUUGAGAAAUAUGGUGAACGUUUCGCAACGGAAGUUGAGAAGAAAGUGGACAAUUAUUACUUAAGAAUUCUUAAUACCAACUUGUAAACUUGAUUUUCUGCUUUAGCAGCAAUGAUUAUUCAAUAAACUUUCAUAAUUUUAA